UGUCAGUCACACACUUCUCCCUUAUCUACCCUAUAGUUUUGUUUAUUAAAAUCUUAAAUGUAAUGUUUCUUUUGUAAAUAUCGUAAAAUAUUCACGUUUAAUAAAAAGAUUACCACUGCCAUUGAAAGAUAUUUUUAUUAUUGUGAUUAUCAUAAAAUGGAAUCCGAAUUAGCUAAUUCAGAACAGCAGCCAGAAUCACAAACACAGGAUUCUGCAGCGAUAAAUAAAACAGUGCCAGAUACCUCUGCUGCUGCCCCACCUAUAUCCACCUUAACUACUGAGACUAGCACUAUGGUGACAUCUGGAGUUGUAAAGGACCUUCAGAAACCAUCUCCAAGAAAGCCUAAGAAACGAAAACCCAAAGUACCUCGUGAUGUUACAGCACCUAGACAACCACUAACAGGAUAUGUGAGAUACUUAAAUGAGCGUCGUGAUCAGUUACGCGCUGAGCAGCCUGACUUGGGGUUUGCUGAGUUGACUAGACAGCUGGCUAGUGAAUGGAGUAAAUUGCCUGCUGAAGAAAAACAACAAUAUUUGGAUGCAGCUGAUCAAGAUAAAGAAAGGUAUAUUCGUGAGUGGGCAGAGUACAAGAAAACUGAUGCAUAUAAAGAAUUUAAACGUCAACAAAUGGAACAUAAAGAAACAAGUAUAGCAUGCAAGAAAAUAAAGCAGAGUUCUGUGCAAGAUACCACAACAGCCAUGCCAAGUGCUCAACAGUCUACUGAACAAAGUGUUGCUACCAUUAAUGGCUCCACAGUGCCAGUGACCCCACAGGUGCAACGACAACAAACUCCACCUCGGCCUAGACCCUGCAUAACACCAGCUUCUGAAGAACUUGCUGGUGGAGAUACAGACAUACCCAUAUUCACAGAUCAAUUUUUGCAACAUAAUAAGUUAAGGGAAUCUGAACUGAGGCAAUUAAGAAAGGCCAAUUCUGACUAUGAGCAACAGAAUGCGAUUCUACAAAGACAUGCAGAAGAAGUGAGUGGAGCGACAACGAGACUUCGAGCUGAAACUGCGGCAGCAGUUGAGCGGACCGCUGCAUUGUUAGCACAUCGGCGGGCACUGAUUGCUGCCUUAGUUCAGGGACUGCAAUCACUCGCUUUACCAGGUGGUCCAACAGGAGCAACAGAAGCUAACAUAGAUGAAUUCAUGGAAAAGUUACAGUUGCUGGCAGCAGACAAUAAAAACAAUGCAGUAGUUAAGCAAGCUCGAGAUAUACUCAAUAGAAUUGAAUUGCCUAUUAAUUAGAUCUGUAAUUUUAAUAUGAAAUAAA
Achroia grisella is the source of this 1276-nucleotide messenger RNA. It is a transcript of the gene Hmg-2, whose product is annotated as high mobility group protein 20A. The record is from RefSeq and is a predicted model, not a curated record. Gene Ontology annotation, cellular component: nucleus. Gene Ontology annotation, biological process: regulation of gene expression. NCBI's taxonomy places the organism in Eukaryota, Metazoa, Arthropoda, Insecta, Lepidoptera, Pyralidae. The coding region runs from base 157 to 1251 and encodes 364 amino acids. The transcript has 7 exons.